Molecule: messenger RNA, 5287 nt
Organism: Phyllostomus hastatus (greater spear-nosed bat)
Lineage: Eukaryota; Metazoa; Chordata; Mammalia; Chiroptera; Phyllostomidae
Gene: SLC52A2
Product: solute carrier family 52 member 2
Exons: 5
Coding region: 239-1576 (445 amino acids)
Biological process (GO): riboflavin transport
Cellular component (GO): plasma membrane
Molecular function (GO): riboflavin transmembrane transporter activity
Source: RefSeq, a predicted model, not a curated record
GGUGAGGCUGGCGGCAGUCUCGACAAUCAGACCCGAAGCCAGCUCCCUCGUUACCAUCCUUCCUGGGGGGCCGCCGCGGCAGUUUGGACCCAGCUUUUUGCUUCUCCACCUUGCCGUGUCGUGGUCCUGACAGCGGGGACAGGCUAGAAACGCUCUUCAGUUUCCAGAAGAGCGGAAGCGCCUUCUCUGGACCUAGGUGGGGACCCAGCCCUGUCCUGGGGGUUCCAGCCUUGGCUGGAUGGCCGCGCCUCCGCUGGGCCGUCUGGUGUUGACCCACCUGUUGGUAGCCCUCUUCGGCAUGGGCUCCUGGGCUGCCGUCAACGGGAUCUGGGUGGAGCUGCCGGUGGUGGUGAAAGACCUCCCUGAGGGUUGGAGCCUCCCCUCCUACCUCUCUGUGCUCGUGGCGCUGGGGAACCUGGGCCUGCUGGCGGUGACUCUGUGGAGACGGCUGGCCCCGGGCAAGGGCGAGCAGGCGCCCAUCCAGGUGGUGCAGGUGUUGAGUGUGGUGGGCACCGCGCUGCUAGCGCCUCUGUGGCAGCAGGUGGCACCGGUGGCGGGGCAAGACCACUCGGUGGCCUUCCUGACACUGACCUUUCUGCUGGCACUGGCCUGCUGUGCCUCGAACGUCACUUUCCUGCCCUUCCUGAGCCACCUGCCGCCCCCCUUCCUGCGGUCCUUCUUUCUGGGCCAGGGCCUGAGUGCCCUGCUGCCCUGCGUGCUGGCCCUGGCGCAGGGUGUGGGCCGCCUCGAGUGCCCGCCGGCCCCCAUCAACGGCACUCCUGGGCCUCCCCACAACUUCCCAGAGCGUUUUCCCGCCAGCACCUUCUUCUGGAUACUGGCUGCCCUCCUGGUCACGUCGGCCGCCGCCUUCCAGGGUCUCCUGCUGCUGUUGCCGUUACCACCGUCCACACCCACGGGGGGCCCGGGGCCCGGCCUGCAGGUGGGAGGAGCCCCAGGAGUGGAGGACGAGGAGGAGGCCUUGCCACUGCAGGAGCCACCUUUCCAGGUGGCGGCCAGCACCCCUGGCCCAGACCCGGAGGCCCAUCGGCUGCUCUCGGCCCACAGUGUCUGCCUGCUGGGCCUGCUGGCCGUCACCAACGCGCUGACCAAUGGCGUGUUGCCUGCUGUGCAGAGCUUCUCCUGCCUGCCCUACGGACGCCUGGCCUACCACCUGGCCGCAGUUCUGGGCAAUGCCGCCAACCCCCUCGCCUGCUUCCUGGCUAUGGGCGUGCUGUGCAGGUCCUUGGCAGGGCUGGGCGGUCUCUCUCUGCUGGGCAUGCUCUUUGGGGCCUACCUGAUGGCGCUGGCGGUCCUGAGCCCCUGCCCGCCCCUCGUGGGCACUCCCGCAGGGCUGGUGCUCGUGGUGCUGUCAUGGGUGCUGUUCGUGGGACUGUUCUCAUACGUGAAGGUGGCCGCCAGCUCCCUGCUGCAUGGGGGCGGCCAGCCGGCACUGCUGGCAGCGGGCGUGGCCAUCCAGGUCGGCUCCCUGCUCGGAGCGGUCGCCAUGUUCCCUCCCACCAGCGUCUACCACGUGUUCCGCAGCGGGAAGGACUGUGUGGAUCUCUGUGGACCCUAAACCCGGGCAGGUGGGGACUUCACUCCACCCUACCUGCCUUCAGGUGCACUGGCCGCUGCCCGGGGAGGCCCUCCCCAUGCAGGGGCACCAGCACAGGCCCUGCACACUCCGCAGAGGGCCCUGGCACGUCCGGCCCGAGCAAGGUCCACACUGGGGCCGUGGGCAGGCCUGGAGCCGGGCCCCGGCCCGGGGUGGGCGUUGCGCAGUAAACACGUUUACCCCAGGACUCCCUCCUCUCGUGCAGAUGGGGACGUCCCCGGAGCCUCCGCGGGGGUCUGGUGGUUCUGGAGGAGCCCCCCACACACACACACACUGUGCUGGUGGUUCCUGGGAUUAGGCCCUCCGAGCCCAGGCCUCCUGCCUGCCGCCCACCCCUGAUCAUUGCCUCUCAGACCCGCCCCCCACCCGCCCCCUGAGAACUGCCCCGAGGGAGGGCAAAGGCCCACUUCUGGGCCAAGGACACACGCAGGCCUGGGCGGUCGGAGGCAGCAUGGUGUCCACUCAGUGCCAGCCCAUCCGGCAUCUCCAGCUAAGUGGUAAGGCCCCCUCCCUCUGGGCCACUGCCCCACAGCCUCCUCCAGGCGUGUGCUGGGUCCAGCCAGCCAGGCCCAGUCGUCAGGCGGGGUGGCUGUCCCCGCUUUGUGACCUGAGCCUGGGUGUGGUCCUCCUCCCCUGCCGCUCUCUGGGGGUCCUGCCUGGGCCUGGCUGCCGCCUCCAGGCAUUGGGAGGGGCUCGGCAAGUGGGACUGGGACUGCAGCGUAAGGUUCCAGCCAGUCUUGGGACCUUUCUUCUCAAGAGCACUGACCCCUUCCCUGAGCCUCCAGCCUCCGGUUUCUGGCUUUUUCCACGACCAGACUCCCACAUGUCCCAGACCCUCUAUUCAGACAUCAGCUGCCCCUUCCUGAGCAGCUCGCACCGCCCUGGGACAGGCGGCUGCCUCUCUGUGCCAGCCACAGCACGUCCUGAGGGUGGGGGUGCUCUCCAGCCAGACUGAACACCGGAGCUGAGCCUCGGAGGUGUGCAGGUGGGGGCCGCCGUGGGGGGGGGGCGCAGUGAGGCCCCACAGGAAUCGGGAAGUGAGCACUGCUGUCCCUGCCCCCAGCUCCUUCCCAUGAUUGUUCUGGUCCUUGACUCGGCCCGGCCCGUGUGGGGGCCUCUUCCUGUCAUUCCUCUAUACCCCCACCCCCACCCCACCCGCCUCGGCAGGACCGACAGAACAUGAGGGAGUCCCCCAUGGACUCAAGGGCAAGGCCUGCACACCUUGACCGCCAGAACUUCUGGUCCGGGGUUCCAGCAGCCCAGCCGUGAGGAGAGGCGGCCACCAGCCGGGCCCUAGUUCCUGGGGCCGCUGGGCCUGGCUGCUUGAUUUGGGGAUGGGGGCUUGGGGGCGGUGAGUGAAGAUGCAGGGAGGAGGACGAGGCAGGGUGGGUGGCACGGCCCUGGGUGCGCCCUCCCCACACCCCUCAUCAGCACGUCGCCCCCCUCCCCCACACGCAUCACCCUGGGGCUGGAAGGGGGGUUGGAGGAAGCCGCUGCCCUUUGAAGUCUGCAGUGCCUCCCGGGCCUGAGAGCCACCCGGCACACCCUUCCCUCCGGUGGCUGCCCGGAGCCGGGCGCGAGGCCAGGGAGGCAGGACGGCCCACCAUGCCAGGCCCCUCAGGGCUGGGCCCUGCCUGCAGGGCCUGUUGGGGUGCUUGAGCCUCCAGCUGGGCAGUAGGUGGCAGUUGCUCUGGCGCUCCCAGCUCUGCCCAAAGAUCCUCUCAGUCUUGGGGCGAGGGCAGUUGAAGGUGACCUCGGAGGGAGGCCGUGGCCCAGGCAGGUCCUAAGGCAGCACGUUGUCCCCAGAGGGCAGGUCCGGGCAGCCACCACUCCCAGGUGUGGCCACCUCAGCUGGGCCCAAGCAGGGAGCGCCAGGCCGGGCUCUGGGCAAGGGGCUGAGGUGGGGCCUUCACCUUCCCAGGCCAGCGCUUCUCAGCCCAGAGCCCCCACAGGUAUAGGUUCUGAUGUGCUUGGAGCUGUAGUGGCCCCUGGAUGACAGAAUGGUCUAGUCCCCACAUUUGCAUCUGCUCAGAGCCCCACUACCUGACUUGGGGGCGUUUAAAGGGGCUCCCUCCCCGCCGUGGAAUUCUAAGGGGCCUCCCAGCCUCCCUGAAACAGUAGUGUCGGGGUGGCUGGGUCCUUGCUCCUGACCAUCAACGAUUCCAGUAUCUGCUGCUCUGGUCUCCGGGAGCCUGCUGCCCACUGCCCUGAGGUCACUUGGGCCUCUUCCAGCCCAGACACUGGCUUGAAGCAUGUGGGAUGCAGGGCUCUGCUCCAUCUUCCCGCGCCUGGAGGACAGUCUGUCUUUCUUUUGGUGACUCCCCUGUCACACUCCCUGGGGUCCCUCCCUCUCCUGGCCCCCACCCCCGGCUCCCUAGCAGGAUGCGUCCCUGACCUGCUCCACCUGCAAAGGAGAGUCCCCAGGGCCUCUGACCCCAGCCAGGCCAAGUGGGCCGCGGGCAGGACCUUCCUCAGCUGCACCACCCAGGCGGGGCUCCCGUGUGGUCUCUUGGGGCGUCCGGGGGGAGCGCUGUGAUUCGAUGAGAAGCUGCAGGCUGACCUCGAAACUCCGGUCCCUUUGCUCGGGCAGUGAAGACCAAGCUCACCGAGGAGGCCAGCUAAGGGGAUCCCUGGGGGGCCACCCCAUGGUGUCCCCAUGGAAAGCCAUGCUGCAGACACCCAGUCUCAGAAGGCCGUGGCAGACAAGGGAGGAGCGCCAAGUCUAGACGCCAGUCCCUGGGAAGGCCGCCAGCUGGUCACCCCCACGGCAGCCUUGGCUCAGACACCUGCGAGGAGAUGAGGGUGGAUCGGAACGUCUUCCGAGAGGGGCCUGAUGGAGGAGAGUUCUGGCUGGGUCGACACUAACCAUCCCGCCUCCCUGUGACAUCGGUUGGCUCAGGGAGUGCGUCCCCUGCUGGCCUCCCUGGCACCCCAAGUGAGGUUCCCCUUCCUGGAGCUCCACAGGGUGGGGGUUCGUGCACCUGUCUGUCUGUGUCUGUGUGGCUGGAAGUUUCCAUUCUGCCGCCCAGUGGAAGAGCUGAGUCACGCAGCAACACUGUGCUGACCGUUUCAAACCCUGCCGGACAGUUUUCCAGAGCGGUUGCACGACCCCACCCACACAGAGGGCUCCGGUUUCUCCCAGGGGGUCUUGCGGAGUGGGUGUCCCCUGCGGACAGCUCAGGGGCCGGCACUCCUCAGGCUUGUUCACAGGUGGUGACCACGAGGAGGGCAGCCAGCAGAGGCGCUGAGCCUUCCCCAGAUCAGGGCUGCACCUGCAAAAGGGUGUGAAUGCCAACGUUUCGGAAGCCACAGGCCCUGCAGGAAGUCCCUGGAGAUUUGCUGGUGCCCCCCCCCCCCAAACUCCUGUGGUCCUUCGCCUGCCGUCUCUGCCGACAGGAGCGCAGGUUUCCCGCCGAUCGUGUCCUUCGGGUGUUAGCUCAGCCCACCCCGACCAGUCCAGUUGGAACCCCGUCUCUUCCAGUCUGAGUUUCCAACCGUCCACAUGUGACUCCCCAUGAAGCUCCGUACAAACGGGGGUGUCUCUGUGGCCUCCACUCCUGACUCAGUUGAUCGCCGUACUGAUACCUUUCAUGCAGUCUUAGAUUUUCUGUGCGAUGCCUUAGGAUUAUUUCAUGUUGUAUGUCAUCAUUUUUUUUCAAUAAGUUUUCAUAA